Cinclus cinclus is the source of this 848-nucleotide messenger RNA. Its product is annotated as erythroblast NAD(P)(+)--arginine ADP-ribosyltransferase-like. Gene Ontology annotation, molecular function: NAD+-protein-arginine ADP-ribosyltransferase activity; NAD+ poly-ADP-ribosyltransferase activity. Lineage: Eukaryota; Metazoa; Chordata; Aves; Passeriformes; Cinclidae. The coding region runs from base 1 to 786 and encodes 261 amino acids. The transcript has 2 exons. The record is from RefSeq and is a predicted model, not a curated record.
AUGGCCCUCCUGGCUCUCCCCCUGGCGCUGCUGGCAAUGACCAUGGCCACCACAGCCGUCGAGGAAAAGCCCCUGGACAUGGCCCCGAACUCCUUUGAUGACCAGUACCAGGGCUGUGGCCCUGCCAUGAAUAAGGCAUUGCCGGCCCUGAACUGCUCCGAAUUCCUGAAGAAUUCUCUGUUUGCCCAGGUCUGGCCUAGAGCCGUGACUGAGUGGCAGUGUCGGGGGUCCCCACUGUCCCCUCUGUCAUCCUCAGCCCAGGCCAUCGCCCUCAUGGCCUACACCAUGGAUGAUCUGUACAGGGACUUCAACAAGAAUGUGAGUGUGGCUGGGCACUCCCGCCAGCAAUACCGCGACAAGUUCCACUUCAAAACUCUGCAUUUCCUGCUGACCGGGGCUGUGCAACGGCUGCGGGAUGCCCAGGGGAAGAAAUGUCGCUGGGUGUUCCGAGGGGUGAAAAAGUACAAGUACAAGGCAAAGGUUGGAGACAUCGUACGGUUCGGUCAAUUCACAUCAUCAUCGAUUUGUAAAAAUGUCAUCAAAAAUUUCGGGAACACCACGGUGUUCAAGGUGCAGACGUGUCACGGUGCGUACAUCAAGGAGUUCUCCAAAUAUCCCAAUGAGGAGGAGGUGCUGAUCCCACCCUUCGAGAAGUUCAGGGUCACUAAAGUCAGCGACAAUGGGGAUAACGUGCAGAUCAAACUCAACUCCGUCGGGACCUACAGCAAAUACAACUGCGAGUGGCUGAGAGGUGGAAACGUCCCCAGGGCCCCCUGCCACCUUUGAGGACUCCUCUUGGCCACCACAGCCCUGGCACUGGCCACUGGCAUCCUCUGAGCCACCAAGCC